Molecule: messenger RNA, 2322 nt
Organism: Talaromyces proteolyticus
Lineage: Eukaryota; Fungi; Ascomycota; Eurotiomycetes; Eurotiales; Trichocomaceae
Product: complex proteins associated with Set1p component shg1-domain-containing protein
Exons: 2
Coding region: 1-2322 (773 amino acids)
Source: RefSeq, a predicted model, not a curated record
AUGCCUGACACGCCAGAAGUAAAGGAGGAAGGCACUCCCAGCGACGUGAAAUUAGAUGUUAAACCAGAAGCAGAGCCAGACGUUAAACCAGACACAAAUGGAGAUACAAAGCCAGCGGUAGCGACGACGCCAGUGCCCGAAAUCGAAACCCUCCAGCGCAAAAGGUACAAAACCUCGGAGCUGCCGCUGUCUCAGGAACAGCAGACGUCGAUCCAGAAUCUGCUUGUCGCGUUCAAGAAGAAAGGUGCCUUUGACAACCACAGGAAGAAAAUAUGGGCAGAGUUUCAUGAUGCGGAAGCUAAGAAUGAGUUCACUACUGCUCUUCAACAGCUCGCCGAGCAGGAAAUAGACCGGGAACCUGCGCACCUCUCGCGUGACAGAGGCAAAGCCGCGACUCUGAUCGAAGGCGCCGUUGACCGCAGCGACAUUUACAAAAAUGUUGAAAACGUGCUGGAGAAAUUCAUUGUCAAGCAUCUCGAACCCAUGCUCGCAUCAGUCAGGGAGAUCAGACGGCAGGAAAUCGGCGAGGAUGCUGCUGCCAAGGAGGAAACGGGUGGAAAUGUAACUGAAGAGGACUACGAUCGCUGGAGAAAUGAACGACGGGCAGAACGCGAGAGGAUUCAUCAGGCAGAGGUUCAAGAACAGGAGCGUAUUGAGGCGGAGAAAGACAAAUUCAGACUGGAAGAACUGCGCAAACGGCGGGAGAUUGAGCGGAAAAAGGAGGAAGAGCAGAGGGAGCGAGACGAGAAGCGGCGCGCUGAGCAACGCGCGAUUGACGAACAGAGAGAGAAAGAAAGGCAGGAACGAUAUGAGCGCAGAAGGAGAGAGGAUUCUCGAGAUAGGGACAGGUACAGAAACUACGAUCUCCCGCGGGGUUAUGACCGUUACGAAGGCUCUGGGUCUUCGUCGCGGUUUCGCGAGAAUGAUAAGGCGGCGUCGAGUACAACGACGCCCAAUGCGACCACCCCAGUGGUGCCAGCGCCUGUGGAUGAGAAGACCCUGGAGGAGACCGCUCUACAGCUACUUCUGAAGGAAGGAGAAGAAUUAGCGGCCAAGGCAAAGCAGAAACCGGAGUUUGACUUUGAAGAAGCCGAAGCGAUUGAGAGUGGCCGAAAGCCUGCUCCCCGUGCAAAGACCAUAGCGGAAUCGAGGUAUUCAACCACAGGCACACGGGAUUCAUCUCGCGAUAAAAGGCGAAGAAGCCGUUCGCGAUCUCGGCACAGACGGUCAUCGCGAUACGAGGAUGGUAGCAAAAAUAAUUCCAGGGAGGAAUCACUACGAGCUCGGGAUCGUGAUGAUGAUAGACACUCGGUUCGCAGCCACAGGGACGAACGUAAUUAUCGGACUACCCGUCGAAGUCGCAGUCGAUCGACUGCACGCCACGAACGAGACCGCAGCAGAGAUAGGGAACGAGACAGGGAUAAAGAUAGAGAUCGGGACAGGGAAAGAGAUCGUGAUCGUGAAUGGAAUUAUCGCGAACGUGGGUAUGAUCGCUAUAUUGGUCGGGAUCGAAGCCGCGAUAGAGAGCAAGACCGAGAGCGUCAUCGCUCUCGGGAUGUAACAAAAGAGUCAGACCGAGACAAAGAUAGAGAGCGUGAUCGCGAGCGCGAGCGGGAUCGGGAUCGAGAGCGAGAUCGAGAUUACGACCGCCAUCGAGACAGAGACCACGAAAGAGAGCGUGACCGCGACCACGAUCGCGAACGUGGCCGUGACCAUGACCGAGAGCGAGAGCGAGAGCGAGACCACCGCCCCUCCAACUCUCGACCCAGACGCUCACCGUCUCGCCCAAGACCUCACCGAGAGCGAUCUGCUUCUCGCGCUACUGCUACUGCCACCGCUACUGCCACUCGCAGACAAUCUGCUUCGAGACGGCGAUCACGCUCGCGCUCGCCAAGUCAAUUAGACAUUGAUCGGUACGUUCCGGCUACUAGUAACCGCAGCAGGUCUCCGCGUCGUCGUAUCAGAUCCCCUGGUCGUGAAAGAGAAUGGGAUAGGGACCGGGACUGGGACCGGGAUCGUGAUCGUGAUCGGGAUCGUGAUAGGGAGUGGAAUCGGGAACCUCGAGGUGAUAGAUAUAUCCCUGGGGCUACAGGGGACCGGGAUGAGAAGGAGAAGCCAGAUGACCGAGAUCGUGACCGCGACCGGGAGCGUGAUAGGGAAAGGGAUAGGGAUAGGGACAGAGACAGAGACAGAGAUCGAGAAAGGGACCGAGACCGUGACAGGGACAGGGAUCGGGAUAGAGAUAGAGACUGGGAACGAACUCGUGAGAGAGACCGUGAUAGGCACGACCGGAGCAGCUAUCGUCGAAGCAGAAGUCGAUGA